UUCUUUCUUCAAUGAAAAGUUGGUGGAUUUGAAAAUUAUCUUAAAAAUUGGUUUUUCAGCAAAAGAACUUAGCAUAAAGUGGCAGAAAAGCUUUAUAAGAGCUCAAUACACGAAUUAUUAAACAUAACUUGUUGACAAACCGGAAAGAACAUCAACGAAAUUUAUAUUAUUGGAAUCUGAUGUGUAAUUGGAUGAUUAUAGCAUACUACACUGCAACAAAGACACUAAUAAAUAAAAACAUUAAUUCCAAGAAAAUGUCGAGCGAAUGUUGUAUUUGCAGUGAAUUGUUGUUAAAAGCAGGUUUAAAGGUAUCCAGUACACCAUGUGGGCACGUCUAUCAUACACAAUGCCUUAAAGAUUGGACAGAAAAGAACAACAAUAAGGGAAUUUGCCCAGUAUGUCGUUCAAAUUUCGAUCCAAGCAAGACAGUUCCAUUACACUCGUUAGACGACAAUGAAACAAAGGCAAUAGACGCAAUUUAUGAUUAUGUGAAACAAUUAGAAAAGCGAGAUGCUGAAUCGCGUAGCAUUUUGGAGCUUGUUAUGGAUUCCGUAAAUAAUUUGACUACGAUAGUAACCGAUAUUAAGAAUGAUAAUGCUGAAUUAAAGCAAAAAAUCGUUAGAAUGGAAGAGGAAGGAUUUCUUGGUGGAAAUCCAGCAGUUGAUCAAUUAAAGGCCAAAGAUGGAGUUAUUGUCGGUCUAAAGAAGGAAAUACAGGACUUGAAGAGUCAACGAGCAGAAGCAGCCAAGCAAAUGCUUGAAAUACAACAGCAAAUUGGUGAUUUAAAGAGAAAGAAUGCAAUGUCCAGAGACGAUCGUGCCUUACACAAUUCAACUAACGAGAACCAGCCACCAAAGCCAAUCACUUUAUCCUUAAAAUUUGAUGACAUCUCGGACCGAAUGAUUCUUGGAGAUUUCUAAAUGCUGCAUUUUUCUUAUGUCUUAUGACAUUAAUCAGUAAGAUUGCAAGUGGAAUUAAUAAUCUGAAAUGCCUCUGUGCUUAUAAAAUCAAAAUUGUGAUCCCAAAAAAAAAAUUAAGUUUUAAUCUGCAUUUCUGGAGCCAUAUAAUAUGAAUGACUCAUUACAGUAAUGAGCUCACAGUUUAUUACUUUUCUAUAGUUUUUCACGGACAAAAUGAAGUCAUCUUCAUAUUUUUAUCUAUUUUUGUAUCUUCCUCAAUUAAAAAUGAAGUUUCUGAAUAA
Chironomus riparius is the source of this 1201-nucleotide messenger RNA. Lineage: Eukaryota; Metazoa; Arthropoda; Insecta; Diptera; Chironomidae. The record is from the annotation of a GenBank genome assembly.